Molecule: messenger RNA, 1880 nt
Organism: Kickxella alabastrina
Lineage: Eukaryota; Fungi; Kickxellomycota; Kickxellomycetes; Kickxellales; Kickxellaceae
Exons: 1
Coding region: 196-1794 (532 amino acids)
Biological process (GO): monoatomic cation transport
Cellular component (GO): plasma membrane
Molecular function (GO): monoatomic cation transmembrane transporter activity
Source: RefSeq, a predicted model, not a curated record
UUUGUCUCUUGUAACAAUUUCUAUUAUAUUUUUGUUUCUAAAUUUCGUUUUUCGUUUUUUUCUCUUCUUUUUUCUUGUUAAUUUGUAAUUAAAAAACUUAGUACCGUAAACACACUUUUCAUUUUUUAAUUCCUUAAACUUUUUUAUUUUUGUUUUAUUUUUUUGCAUGCGCCUUUAAUAACCGCUUUUUACAUUAUGCCAUUCAGAAGUCACGACACAAUGAGCAGUAGUGGCGAGACUCUAAACAUUGAGUUAUCGCCAUUAAUCAUAUCCAACUCCUUUAUUGCCAGCGACAAUAAUAACGACACUAAUGAAGCAAACAACUUUCUCCACCCACAGCUGCAACAUCAAAGCAGCACGCACAGCAAAUCCAAUAUUUCACUCCUGACGACCUCAGACCACCCUAGCGAAAGCAGGUACAGCUCAGACAUCGCUCUAACACCUAUGCGCCACAGCAUCAGCAGCAGCAGCAGCAUCAGCAGCAAUAUUGAUAAUACCAUUGACAACUCAAACCACGACUCUGACAUAGCAAGCACAUUCACCACACUGGAGUCCGCCAUCACCGAGGAAAGAUACAAGUCGCCACGCCAAAUAAUCAAAGAGCUCACAAUCGAAGUGCUCCCAGCGCUGCUGGUUUCUGUUGCCGGAUCGAUUCUCGCCGGGUACAUUCUAGGCACUAUCCAAACCAAUCCAGCAUUCGACCGCAUCCCGGCGCUCUUCAUCAUGGUUCCCAUUAUGCUCAACCUCAAGAGCAACACAGAGCUCAACAUGUCCACACGGCUCUCGACCUUGGCAAACUGCGGCGUCUUUGAUAAUAAAAAGGAGGGCAUCCGGGCGAUGCGAUCAAAUAUGGAACUUUUACUGCUACAAUCUACUGUCGUCGGUGUCUGCAUCGGUUUCAUCUCUACGGUGCUCUCCCUGGUGUCCCGAGACAGAGUCGACGGAGGCAGUAGCGAGAGUGCUGUGUUUAAUUUCUUUCUCGAAGCCACUAUCCUUAUGGCCUCCGGUAUUGGCUGCGCGGUCAUCGGCAGCGCGGUUAUCGGAAUACUCAUCGCCCUCACAGUCCGCAUCAGCCACGCAUAUGGCGUCGACCCGGAUAACAUUGGCACGCCGAUAGCGUCGAGCUUUGGCGAUAUGACCACGCUGCUGAUCCUCGGGCUCCUCACCAGCUUCCUUAUCCCGCUGAUGCACACCCCCUGGCCGCUGCUCAUCACCCUGGGCUUCGUCGCCCUCGGCUUUGUACUAUUCCAGGUCGUGCGCGCGAACGAGCAAAUGUCCCAUCAUAUUUCUAAAGGCUGGCUCCCGCUCCUCUACGCCGCCAUAACCUCCAGUGUUGCUGGUCUGAUUGUUGAAAAAUGCGCCGACAAGUAUCCCGGAAUGCCCGCCCUGGUCCCCGUACUCAACGGCAUCGGCGGCAAUAUUGGCACGGUUUUCGCCUCCCGGCUAUCCACAGGCUUGCAUCUCCACAGUAGGCAGAACGGAAGGGAUUCGUCGGCCGAGCAUGAUCUCGUUAUGCUUAUCCUCUUGCUGAUCAAUAUCCCGGUGCAGGUUGGCUUUUUGGCCAUGCACCAGUUCGUUGACCCGUCACUAAAUGUUAACCUGUGGUUUAUCCUCGUUUACACUUCGGCUACGGUGGUCCAUGGAAUUGCUAUUUUAGCUCUGGUGCGCGUUGCUUGCAACUACUUGUGGACCAGAGGGUAUGAUCCUGAUGACUGCGUUAACCCGUUCAUUACUGGUUCUGGCGAUAUGCUCGGUACCACUUUGCUCGCGCUUGUUUUUUUUGCCAUCGCUUAAAAUCAUAUACGUAUUAUUUUUUCUCCCGCCGUUAUUUAUUUAUAUUUCAUGUUUAAUUGUAUAUUUCAAUGCUUCUCUCAAAUCAA